Molecule: messenger RNA, 502 nt
Organism: Limulus polyphemus (Atlantic horseshoe crab)
Lineage: Eukaryota; Metazoa; Arthropoda; Merostomata; Xiphosura; Limulidae
Product: parathyroid hormone/parathyroid hormone-related peptide receptor-like
Exons: 4
Biological process (GO): adenylate cyclase-modulating G protein-coupled receptor signaling pathway; cell surface receptor signaling pathway
Cellular component (GO): plasma membrane
Molecular function (GO): G protein-coupled peptide receptor activity; peptide hormone binding
Source: RefSeq, a predicted model, not a curated record
AUGCAAUCUCGUAAAGGAGCGGCGGGGGGAAGCUAUGCAAUCUCUCUGAUUGCUCUUGUUUCCAUAGCAAAAGGCUCUAUCCCACAUUUAUCCGCUAUCAAACUGAUAUCCAAAAUAGGAUAUGCUGUAUCCUUUUCAGCUUUGAUUGUCGCCUUUCUUAUCUUGACCUUUUUGAGGAAACUUCAAUGUCCAAGAAAUAACCUCCACAUACAGCUCUUUCUGUCAUUCAUGAUGAGGGCUCUAAUGUUUCUUCUAAAAGAUGCUCUUUUUGUAGCUGGAAUGGGACUUCAAAGUAACGUAGCUAUCUCAGAAGAUGGAUUACCCCGGUUUCUGGAAUCGAAAAACAACAUAGACUGCAAAAUUUUCAUAAGUUUCUGGCACUAUUUUUUGACGGCGAACUACUGUUGGAUUCUCAUGGAAGGAUUAUAUCUUCACAAUCUUAUAUUUUUGGCCAUGUUCACUGACUCCAGCAGCAUUUUCCGCUACGUUAUUAUGGGCUGGA